Molecule: messenger RNA, 4904 nt
Organism: Branchiostoma belcheri (Belcher's lancelet)
Lineage: Eukaryota; Metazoa; Chordata; Leptocardii; Amphioxiformes; Branchiostomatidae
Exons: 4
Coding region: 662-4768 (1368 amino acids)
Molecular function (GO): [protein-PII] uridylyltransferase activity; protein binding
Source: RefSeq, a predicted model, not a curated record
GUGAGAGAGCAUGAUGGUCUCACCGGAAACGCCUAGGGCGCUGGUGAGAACCUGAGAACGAGAUCGCCGUGUACGCGCCUUGACUUCGUUGUUGAACCUGUGUGUCACUUAAUACUUCCAAUUACAAAUACUGAUGCUACAAUAAGACAACAUGUAUUGUCAAAUUUGCACACAUAGGGUCUGUUGCUCUUCACACAUACAUAACCAGCCAAUUUUAAGUAGGGCCGGAACACCUGUGUCGAACGCUAUGGCGGCAAGGGUAUGACAUAAAUAACAUGAUCUACUGAACUGUCGUAAAGGUUAAUGUCAUUUGGCGAAGGUAUGAUAUCGUAGAACUCUAGUUUUUGGUUGUACUACAAUUUCCCCGAACACGAGACCACCAGCUGAGAGACCCCCGAUGGUGGGAAGAUUGAAUCAAAGAUGACACUUGUCUUAUUUUAGGCACGAAAUAACGCGCAUGCUGCAUGGAAAAAAUGUUAUAAAGGAAGCACUGGUAUGCAGGUUAUCUGAUAUGUUCCCUGUGUUGUGCAUUGGGCUAUUGAACGAUGACGUAGUGUUGACAAAAGCAGAAUGAAACCUGUGCUUGUUCAAGUCAAGGGCAUGAUUCAUGAAGCUAACACUGAUGUUUAGAGACCUUUCAAAGAUGCUGUAGAAGGCGAUCAUGUUGCGGGUGUGUGAGAAACUCCGUGAGGCGGACGAGAAGGGCAGGAGGUACGGACUAGCCCGUGCGGAGACAGGCUACCUCCGUGCUCUGGUAGACGCCAUGGCCGACACAGACAGGCUGGCGGAAGUGGAGCUGCUCAAAACUCUGGGCGACGUGAACUUGGAGAAGGGAAGACUCGGGAAGGACGAGGGAAAGUUCAACACGGCCUUGGCGCUUUACAAGACCGCUUUUGUGCGGUGUGACCAAAGGGAACGGGGAGAUGGUAUAGAACACCGCUACCACUACACGGAGAGGCUUUUACAAGGGGUCUCUUCACAAGGUAGGAAACAGCCAACUUCGGAAGACAAGGAAACGUCUACACCUUCAAGGGUAGCGGCAAAGUUCCAAGAUUUGGACAAGAGACGGGCUACCAGAGGUAACACAGACUCUUUGCUGGUUGGAUACGCACAGGUGGUGGUAGAGGCGAUGGUAAAAGAUGAUAAUAUGUUAGAAACAGAAGCGAUCAAGGGUCUGGGUGACGUGUACCUGAAAAGAGGAAGAGAAACUGGAGACACAAGAGACUUCACCAGAGCUUCUGCUCUGUACAACAGGGCACUGGCCCGGUGUAACAACGUCCAUGUAACAGUUGUCAUUGUUCACCGCUUACUGCACACCGCAAAAAUUAGGCAAGGCAUCAUAACAAGAAAGAAGAGGUCAACACCACAACAAGACGUGGGAGGACGAAACGACCACUUAGCUGCACCCUCAAGUAACCAGACCACCAGUCAAGAUGACGACGACACAUCCUACCGUGAAUACAUCAAAACGGCAGAAAGUGACUUGGAAAAUGGAGAUCUGAACGCAGCAGAACAGAAAUUAGCAGACGCCCUGAAACUUGUUCACCAUCGCAGUAAACCCAACAAGACUAAAGAAGCCGACUGUCUGUGCAGGUUGGGUGACGUCUACGUCGAGCGAGGUAAGCGGACAGGAGAAGGUAGGAAAUUCACACAGGCAGCAGCUCUGUAUAACGCCUCCAUGGCACGGUCAGAUGGAGACAAACAGAACAUUGUAACACGACUGCAAGAGACAGAAAGGCAGUUUCUUAGACACACUUGUGACUUGGACUGUGAACCGUGCCCGUAUAGCAGCGCGUUAGAUCACAUCAAGGAACUGCACAACUCGCGCGCCCGUGUAAAAUCUCAGCUCGAAACAGUUCAUGAAGAAAAUAACCCUUAUAAGUAUGAUGAAGACGAUCCCGUCGUAAAACAGAUAGAAAUCAAACGAGCCGAAGCAAUCACGAACCUCUUCAAGACCAUUGCAGUUACAAGACAAGAGUUUAUCCAAGCACUGACGGAGGAAUGCAUCGCCAAACUCGGACCUCCUCCCUGUAAGUACGCUUUCAUCGGGUUGGGGUCACAAGCCACAGAACUGGUGACGCCGUACUCCGACCUGGAAUUCGCCAUUCUCAUUGAAGAAGGGGAGGAUGAUGAUGAUACACGGAGGUACUUCUUAAAUCUCACACACUACUUACAUCUAAAAGUUAUUAACCUGGGGGAAACCAUCCUCCCAGCCAUGGCCAUCCCGUCACUCAACGACUUUCUCUCAGAAGACCCAGAGAAAGAUUGGUUCUUUGACUCCGUCACACCUCGCGGCUUCGCCUUCGACGGAUUCAUGCCAUGGGCUUCUAAGACUCCGUUUGGAAGAGACGAAACCAAAAGCAAACCAUCCGUUAGUCUCAUCCAGACUCCUGCCAAGUUGGCCGAAUAUCAGCAUAUGCACAUCGCCCUGGCGGAAGGCUAUCAUCUGUCUGACAUCCUCAGACGGGUGACCUACUUAGCAGGAGACAAGUCUUUAGUGGAAGAGUAUACGGACAGAGCCAACAAAAGCGUAGAUCGCUCCUCCGUGCUAGCAAGGUUGUCAGUAACAUUCGAGGAUGAUAUUCGGCAAAUAGAAAGUAUUGAACCAACGGGGAAACUUCUGAAUGUCAAGAAAGAAAUCUACCGUUUUCCCAGCGUGGCCGUUGAUGUGUUGAGUACUCGAUGUGGUCUUAUGAUCCCCAGUGUGUGGGGGUUGAUAGAAGAGUUACACAAGACGCAACAAAUCAGUCAUGAAGAUGCCCACCACUUGACUGUACUGAUCAGCAUCUCAGCGGAGCUACGGUUAAGAACGUACAUUGCCAACGGAGGACAGAAGGACAGACUGUCUCCUCUAACGGAGAUGAAAGUUCAACUUGAAAAACAUGACGUAGAUAACACCUUCGUUGAGUCAGUUUUCUACAUACCAGAUUCAAAAAUGCUUUUUAGGUACUACUAUACUGCCAUCCCACUAAAAGGAUGCAUUACCGAUAUAAUUGCAAAUAAAAAUACAACGGCAAAGAUAUUUAAAACAGAAAUCUUUGACGCCUCAUUUCAAACAAGGGGUCAAAUAACACAAGAGCUGUUGCAGUUAGACGCAUCCAUACGUCACUAUGAGGCAGCACUGAAAGAGGCGGGCGGUGACAAGGAAAGACAGUUAGAAAUACUUUUUGCAAUAGGCAAUGUCUGUAAAAGUCGCGGUGACUAUAAGAAAGCGAGCGGCUACUACGAACGAGCACUUAGCUUUGGAAACUCUAUGUAUGUAGGCACCGAAAUGCGUGUUGCAUUGCAUGUAAACAUUGGGGUAUGUUGGAAUGAGCUUGGAGAUCAUAGGAAAGCUAUCAGUUAUUACGAACAGUCACUGAAAAUGAUGUAUGCUAUCUAUGGCAAAACAACGCCACAUCUAGACAUUGCUUCAUUACUAAGCUGCUUUGGAAACUGUUGGAGGGGGUUCGGCGAUCAGAGAAAAGCAAUCCGGUAUCACGAAAAGUCACUGAAGAUGAGGAAAGCUAUCUAUGGCAAAACAACACCACAUCCUGACAUUGCCUCAUCACUAAACAAUAUUGGAAACUGUUGGAAUGACCUUGGUGAUCAGAGGAAAGCUAUCCGCUAUUACGAACAGUCACUGAAUAUGGCAAAAAUUAUCUAUGGCGCAACAACUGCCCAUCCCAACAUUGCUUCAUUUUCAAGCAACAUUGGGGCAUAUUGGAAUGAACUUGGUGAUCAGAGGAAAGCUAUGAGGUACUACGAGCAGUCACUAAAGAUGUGGAAAGUUAUCUAUGGGGACGGUGCGAAACAUUGCCAUAUUGCCUACUCACUAAACAACAUUGGGAACUGUUGGCAUAAACUUGGCUACCAGAGGAAAGCCAUCGGUUAUUACGAACAGUCACUGCAGAUGAGUAAAGCUAUAUUUGGCGAAACAACACCACACCCCGACAUUGCUUCAUGGCUAAACAAUAUUGGGAACUGUUGGCAUAAAAUUGGCUAUCAGAGUAAAGCUAUCAGAUAUUACGAACAGUCACUGAAAAUGAGGGAAACUAUCUAUGGCGAAACGACGCCACAUACUGACAUUGCUUCAUCACUAAACAACAUUGGGAACUGUUGGCAUAAAAUUGGCGAUCAGAGUAAAGCUAUCAGAUAUUACGAACAGUCACUGAAGAUGAAGAAAGAUAUCUAUGGCAAAACAACUCCACAUCCCGCCAUUGCAAUAUCACUAAACAGCAUCGGGAAUUGUUGGCAUGAACUUGGCUAUCAGAGGAAAGCUAUGAGUUAUUACGAACAGUCACUGAAGAUGAAAACAUCUAUCUAUGGCAAAACAACGCCACAUCCCGCCAUUGCUACAUCACUCAGCAGCAUUGGAGACUGUUGGCGUUCCCUUGGCGAUCGGAGGACAGCUAUUAGUUAUCACGAACUGUCAGUGAAGAUGAAUGAAGCUGUCUAUGGGAAAACAACGCCACAUCCCGACAUUGCUUUAUCACUAGGCAAUAUUGGAAUAUGUUGGAAUUUGCUCGGCGAUCAGAGGAAAGCCAUCAGGUAUCUGGAACAGUCAGUGAAGAUGAUGAAAGCUGUCUAUGGCGAAACAACACCACAUCCCGACAUGGCUAAAUUAUUAAACAACACUGGAAUUUGUUGGAGGGACCUUGGUCAUCGGAGGAAAGCUAGCAGUUAUUUCGAAAAGUCACUGCAGAUGAUGAAAGUCAUCUAUGAGGACGAUGUGGCGCAUCCCUACAUUGCAACAGUACUAGACAACAUUCAAACCCUCCACGAUUAAAGUGAAACCGCAAAUCGGCAAACAAAAUUAGCUAACUGCGAAUGCACUAUAUCAAAUACCCAGUCUUGACAUAUCAUGUCAUUAUUUACCCUUAAAUAUCAAGUAUAUUGUAUGAAAUACAAAGUAUGACAACUUA